AUGUCGUCUCUUAACGAGUGCUGCAAUGGUGAUUGGGGCAACAUGGAAGAGAGACUGGUGAAGAUUGAACAAGCACAGGUUUUGCAAAUUCUGAAAAGAUCCCUCGUUUCCGACACUCCGCUAAGUGAUGUUUUAUUGCGCAAUGGAGAAGAUAUCUCCCCCAAAUUUUCAGUUCCUCUUCCUGUAGAAAAAACAGUUGCAAUCAAGGCGUCUGACAAGGAGAAGAAGAUCUUCAGAAUCAAGCUGGCCCUUAUGGGGAACAAGGUGCUGUAUGCUGAAGCCGCCCAGGACUUUGUUGAUGUGAUUUUCAGUUUCCUCACAUUCCCGUUGGGUGCUUUGAAGAAGCACUUGGGCAGUCGAUUCCGGAUUGCUUGCCUCAAUGACUUGUACGGCAGUGCUGAGCGUUUGGCUUCCUCAGGUUACGUGGUUUCAGGCUGCGAAGAGAGACUGCUUAAUCCCAAGCUCGCCCCGUCUUUCAACUGCAAGCAUCAAGUCAUUGGAGUGGAAGAGCGAAAGCAGGAUGUCUACUAUGCGUGCCCCCUCCGCUGCAAACUAAGCGCAGGCGAUGGGAGCUACUGCAAGAAAUUGAUGUACCUGGCCAGCGACGAGCUCGUAGUCGCCCCGCUGUCCCUCACGGCAGUCGUCUCAGUUCGUAAGGAAAUCUCUGGAACUGUCAAGAUGGCAGAGUUGGGCAUAGCUGAAGAGGAGGUUCUUGAUUUGCUUAAUGCUGCUUUGUCGUCCAAGACAGCGCUAACGGAUGCCUUCUUAGCUAGAGUUGGUUGCGUGCCCAGUUCGGUUGAGAGGAAGGGUGAAUCGUCCAUCGGAUGGAAAAGAAAGAGAGGGCGGAUGAAUAGAGUGGAAGAAAGUUGA
Messenger RNA from Zingiber officinale, 870 nucleotides. RefSeq lists its product as uncharacterized. Lineage: Eukaryota; Viridiplantae; Streptophyta; Magnoliopsida; Zingiberales; Zingiberaceae. The record is from RefSeq and is a predicted model, not a curated record. The transcript is spliced from 4 exons. Bases 1 to 870 code for a protein of 289 amino acids.